AUGCCCGAUCAAGUUCUCGACGACAUUUCACAUCGUCGCUACAACCCGUUGACCGGGUCUUGGCUCCUUGUCUCACCCCACCGUACCAAGCGGCCCUGGCAAGGUCAGCAAGAGGCUCCCUCCAAGAAUGAGCUUCCGGAGUACGACCCAAAGUGCUAUCUUUGCCCGGGCAACAAGCGAGCCCAAGGAGACAGCAACCCGGAAUAUCAGAACACCUUUGCCUUUGUCAACGACUACAGCGCUGUCAAAGAAGAGCAGCAGGAAUACCGUCCAGAUGCCAGCAAAGAAGACAUCGCUGCCUUUCUUCUACAAGCGCAGCCCGUCACGGGACGUUGCUAUGUACUCACGUUUUCGGCGAAGCACCAUGUCACACUCGCCGACAUGACCGCACAAGAGAUAUUGCCCGUGAUUCAGACCUGGACUCGGAUCUACGCCAGCCAUAUGUCUUCUUCACACCCGCUCAAAGCGCAAGCCGAAGAGGCACUGUCGCGUAUCCCACCCAACCCGGAUGGCGAGGUAAGCCGGCCCGAGCAUCAGCUGCGGUUCAUGCAAAUCUUUGAGAACAAGGGGGCUGCGAUGGGUUGCUCGAACCCGCAUCCCCAUUGCCAGAUCUGGACGACCAGCACGAUGCCCGAGGAGCCAGGCAAAGAGCUGGCGCACAUGACCAAGUAUAGGGAGGAGCGUGGUCGGCAUCUGCUCGAGGACUAUGCCAAGCUCGAGAUGGAAAAGGCAGAGCGCGUGGUGUGGCAGAACGAUAGCUUCCUCGUCGUCUGUCCCUGGUGGGCGGUGUGGCCGUUUGAGGUACUUGUCAUUGCGAAACGCCAUGUUCGCGCGCUUGUCGACCUCUCGGACGAGGAGCGGCUUCAGUUUGCCGAGGCGGUCCAAGAGGUCACACGACGGUACGACAAUUUGUUCGAGACGAGCUUCCCAUACAGUUCCGGCAUUCACCAAGCUCCACUGGACUGUACCGAGGAAGAGGCUGAGACGAGCUGGUUCCACAUGCAUUUUUACCCGCCUCUGCUCCGGUCCGCGACCGUCCGAAAGUUCUUGGUCGGAUUCGAGCUGCUGGCCGAGCCUCAGCGGGAUAUCACUCCGGAGCAGGCGGCUGCCCGGCUCAGGAAUUGUGGUGGGCAACUGUAUCGCAAGUUGUUGAACUGA
Messenger RNA from Canariomyces notabilis, 1158 nucleotides. Its product is annotated as galactose-1-phosphate uridylyltransferase. Gene Ontology annotation, biological process: beta-D-galactose catabolic process via UDP-galactose, Leloir pathway. Gene Ontology annotation, cellular component: cytoplasm. The transcript has 4 exons. The record is from RefSeq and is a predicted model, not a curated record. Gene Ontology annotation, molecular function: zinc ion binding; UDP-glucose:hexose-1-phosphate uridylyltransferase activity. Bases 1 to 1158 code for a protein of 385 amino acids. NCBI's taxonomy places the organism in Eukaryota, Fungi, Ascomycota, Sordariomycetes, Sordariales, Chaetomiaceae.